This is a messenger RNA of Benincasa hispida (wax gourd), 1660 nucleotides long. RefSeq names its product polyadenylate-binding protein-interacting protein 9-like. Gene Ontology annotation, molecular function: RNA binding. NCBI's taxonomy places the organism in Eukaryota, Viridiplantae, Streptophyta, Magnoliopsida, Cucurbitales, Cucurbitaceae. The record is from RefSeq and is a predicted model, not a curated record.
GUGAGGAAUAAACCCCAUGAGAUGAGAGUUUGGUAUUAGUAGGCCAAACCCAAACCCAAACCCAAAUUCCCAAUUCCUCUCUCUCUCUCUCUCUCUCUCUCUCUCUCUCUCCCUUUCUCUCUCUCUGAUCAAUUCCCUCAAGAACCCUAAUUCCACUUUCUCUCUUCCCAUUUCUGGCCUCUCUCAAAUGGGGUCUCUUCAAUUCUUCUCUUAAAUGACUCCCUUCUUAAUCCCAAUUCCAGUUUGUCCGACUGCUGGGAAUUUUCACAUGGACUCACACACCCUUUUUUCUCCAGUUUAAUUUCCUUUGCUAAUUCACUCUUUUCUCUUUUGUAUAUUAUACAUACCAUAUAUACACUUUUUUAAUAUAAAUAUAUUAUUUUUUUUUCCAAUUCUGUUUUUUGUCACCUGGGUUUUGAUUCUAUGGCCGCGGUUGCUGAGGAUUCCAGUGAGGCAGCGGCUGCCAAGAAUUUUGAUCCCACCAUGAAUACCAAAUCAGAAUUUGAUGCUCAUAAGCUUGCUGAAAUGUUCAGCAAUUUGAACCCUUUGGCCAAGGAGUUUUUUCCUUCCUCUUACUCUCAUCAUGAUCGCCAAGAUUUUCAUUUUUAUUAUCAAAAUAAUAAUCGAUCGUUCGCCAAGAACUUUCAGGUCGCCGAUCAACUGUUGCACAGUGAUAAUAAUCGCAGGAGAAGGCCUGACUUUAAUAACCAGGGGAGAAGAAGACUGAAUAAUAAUAGAUCUGUCAGAGCACAACAAGAGGAAAGUAUAAGGAGGACCGUUUAUGUCUCUGAUAUUGAUAAGGAUGUCUCUGAAGAGGAGCUUGCCAAGGUAUUCAGGGAGUUUUGUGGUUAUGUUAAUGAUUGCCGAAUAUGCGGCGACCCCCAUUCAGUUCUUCGUUUUGCUUUUGUGGAGUUCGCUAAUGAGCAUAGUGCUAGAGCAGCCAUAGGCCUCAGUGGGACGGUGGUUGGGUCUUAUCCAGUUAAGGUAUUACCUUCAAAGACUGCCAUUCUUCCUGUGAAUCCUACCUUUCUCCCCAAGUCAAAUGAUGAAUGGGAUAUGUGUACAAGGACUAUCUACUGCACAAAUAUUGAUAAGAAGGUAUCUCAGGCUGAAGUUAAGAGUUUCUUUGAAACUUCUUGUGGUGAGGUAACUCGUUUGAGGUUGUUGGGUGAUCAGUUGCAUUCGACUCGUAUAGCUUUUGUUGAAUUUGCUCUGGCAGAGACUGCUCUUCAAGCACUCAAUUGUAGUGGAAUGAUCUUGGGUGCUCAGCCAAUCAGGGUAAGUCCAUCUAAGACACCUGUUAGGCCCCGAGUUACUCGCCCAGGAAGCAUGAAGCCAUCUUGAAAAGCAAACUCUCUCCAAUAUGGGUGGAUGAAAUUUCAGACAAUGUAUGAAUUGUCCCAUGUGUUGGUGAAACUUUCAUUACAGUAGUUGGUUGGACAAUGAAAUUCAGACAAACUUGUGAAUUGUUGAAGCGUUGGUGAAACUUUUUUGUCACAAAAGUUGGCUAUAGCUUAUGUGGCUGAACUUGUUCAUAACUCUUCUUCAAUUGAAGUUCAUUUGACUGAGUUUCAAUCUUUGACAUUUAUUUCCCUUCCCCUCACUGAGAGCUAAGGCCUUAGGUUUUUCUUCAAUCACUAGUUAAUGUUUUGUUAAUCUA